AUGCAAGCCUCAAACAAACACUCUCAACUCCCUCAAACUCACUCUCAAACUCUCACCUCUCUGUCUCAUCGCCACCGACCUAACUCGAUCCUUAAUGUCACCGGCACACCGAAGCUCGACAUCACCAACCCACCAGUUGACCCAUUUCAUCGCACUCCCAAGCCGACCCAAGCCCCAAGCCCCAAGCCGCCGAUCCAUGCCUCAGACCCAUGCCUCCGAUCCGCUGCCGAUCCCCGCCUCUGACCCAUCUCGGCCUUCUCUAAUGCUCUCAACUCUCUCAAACUCUCACCUCUCUAUCCCACCGCCACCGCCACCGCCACCGCCGAUCCACGCCUUCAACCUGACUCACCUUCAAGGGAGUUUACAUUUUGAAACGCUCCAAAAGAUCAUAAAAACGUGCAUAAUUCUCCAUAACAUGAUUGUUGAAGAUGAGUGGGAUGAUAAUGAAAUGGUAGACUUGGAUUAUGAACAAAUUGAUGGAGUGGAUAAUCCUCUUAUGCAAGUGUCACGUGAACAAAGUGAUGGAUUUAUGGCAUACAUUGAGAGUUAUGAAUGCAUUAGAGACCGAGAAAUUCAUUCUCAACUCCAGUUGGACCUCAUUGAACAUUUAUGGCAAUUGCAAAGCGAGUUGCAAGAACUCCCUUUUUUAUAUGUUAAGAAGCAUGAGUCAUAGGAACUUGUGCAAGUGUAUGAGUUUUAUUGUAAUUUGGCUUAAGUUAUGUAUGUGAGUAAUCUAUGGACUACAUUGUUCUAGCUAUAAUAUGUGUUCUAUUUUA
Molecule: messenger RNA, 776 nt
Organism: Quercus lobata
Lineage: Eukaryota; Viridiplantae; Streptophyta; Magnoliopsida; Fagales; Fagaceae
Exons: 2
Coding region: 95-673 (192 amino acids)
Source: RefSeq, a predicted model, not a curated record